Messenger RNA from Tachysurus fulvidraco (yellow catfish), 6274 nucleotides. It is a transcript of the gene dnmt3ba, whose product is annotated as DNA (cytosine-5-)-methyltransferase 3 beta, duplicate a. Gene Ontology annotation, molecular function: protein binding; DNA (cytosine-5-)-methyltransferase activity, acting on CpG substrates; DNA binding. The record is from RefSeq and is a predicted model, not a curated record. The transcript is spliced from 25 exons. Gene Ontology annotation, cellular component: nucleus. NCBI's taxonomy places the organism in Eukaryota, Metazoa, Chordata, Actinopteri, Siluriformes, Bagridae. The coding region runs from base 113 to 4519 and encodes 1468 amino acids. Gene Ontology annotation, biological process: negative regulation of transcription by RNA polymerase II.
CUGGGAGGGGGAAAAAUUCACAGUAUACUCACUACAAAAAAAACUAGACUACACCACUGAGAAUAGGGACUAGUGGCCUUCGGGAGAAAGAGCAAGCAGAGGAAGCAAGAAAAUGGCCACCGUUGUUAACCUGGAACAAGAUGCACUUCAUGACAAGUCUAGCCGUUAUGAACUUCUGGCCUGGCUUAACAAAACACUUCAAACAAAGUUUACUAAAAUGGAAGAAAUAUGCUCAGGGGCAUGUUUUUGCCAGCUGAUGGAUUGGCUAUUUCCAGGGUCGAUUGACAUAAACAAAGUCAGGUUUCAGUGUCAGGACCAGGCAGACUUUCGCCACAACUAUAGUCUUUUGCAGACAGGAUUCAAAAUAAUGGGUGUCACAAAAUCUAUACAAGUGGAAGAGAUCAUAACAGGGAAAUUUAGGCCUAAUUUUACUUUUCUAAAGUGGUUUCGGAAGUUUUUCCAAGCUAACUUGACUGGACAGGUAUAUGACCCCCUGAAGGCACGUAAUGGACAAGAGUUUGCAUCUGCACAACCCAAUCUUCAGUCUCCCCAUAGGUCAAAAUUAUCAACAAACCUCAAUACCUCUGGAAAAGUGAAGGAGGAUUCUGACUCAGAUGUGGAUGUCACUGAAAAGAAGCCAAUUAUUUAUGACCCCAACUGGCAAGAAACCUUCAGAUGGAUCAAACCCAGCACUCUGGGUGAUAUCUAUGCAUACUGUACAAUCUGUGACUUAAAUAUUACUGUUUUAAACUCAGGACUGCUUGAUUUAAAACACCACCAGCAGUGUAAAAAUCACAAAAAGCAAGAGCUAAAAACAUUCAGAAAUGAAAACCAGGUGAAAAAUUUCACAUGUAGUGAACUCAUGAUGCGCUUUAUUCAAAAGCACUGUAUGCCUUCUCAUACUAAGAUUUCCCAGCAUACUGCCAGGCAUGUUCUUGGAUUACAGUAUCCAAAAGACAUUUCUUCUGCUGCUAAGAAGGUCCCUUACUGUGUCUACCUUUAUGGAAAGGUGGUACUAGAUAAAGAGAGUGACGAAGAGAACUACAGCUGUGUAGUUCUUCUGGGGUUCUUUGAUGAAAAAUCUGCAAAACAUUGCAUUAGGAUUCUUGAUAUUUUUCAGUGUGUAGACUCUGAGGAUGCUAUUGCCGAGUCUUUGCAGGAUAUUAUGGAAAAAUUUGAGUUACCUCUGAACAACAUGGCAGCUUUCUAUGUUGAUGACCAAGAUGAGCUCUCUGGGAAGGUUUCCCUGAAACUGAAGAAACUUUAUCCAACAGCAGUUGCUCUUGGUGGUCUUUAUCGCUUGUCAGAUACAGCCUGCAAUGUGGGAGUAAAGGCUUUUUCUGAGGUUCAACAGCUUAUUGUAAACAUUUAUGAACAUUGUUCUACUCAUUGCACUAAAAAUGAAAAUAUCAAGGGAUUAUUUGCUGGUGUUUGGUGCCUUGAUGGCUCUGUCCAUACUCUCUCCCAGAACAGCAAAAAUCUUUGUAUCCUAAUAAACAAGUUGCUUGAAAUAUGGAAAGACUUGAUCUCAUACUUCACUUCCUGCAGUGAGAAUGAUGUCCAAGCCAAACAAAUUUGCUCUCAGUUGGAGGAUCCCAAACUCAAGAUCACCUUUAUGUUCCUAGACCAUGCUUUUGGACCACUUAAAGUGUUUAAUGAACGUCUGGAAAGGCGUGAAGGUUUUGCUCGUGCAGACCUUGUUCAGAUCCUGCGGGAAGCAAGUGGCCUACUUCGCUCCUAUGCAUCAACGUUUCUCCAACCUCAGGCUGUGGUACGUUUUCUGAAGGAACGAGACCCAGCCAUUCUUGAGAACCCAAAGCUUCACCUUCCUAGCAAUGAACUGAGUUUUGCUGCAGACACAUUAGAGAAAUUUAUGUCUGAAUUGGAACCAGAGCUGACUGAAUUUCUAGAUACAUUUCAGGAUGCCUGUUUGGCUUUUUAUAAAGCAAUUACAGCUUGCAUUGCUCAGGGGUUGCCUUUGAGUGAUGGUAUCCUGAGGAGUAUUUCUCAACUUCUGUGCCCAGAGGGACGGUUAAAGAUCACAAGCAAAAGUGUCAUAGAGCUUGGUGAACAGUUUGGCCUCUUAGCCAACCCAGAAUUAUCUGCCCAGCUCAGAGAUGAGUUUUUAGAGUACCAGCUCAGAGAGGAAGAAAAUAGUGAAGACAGUGGUAAUAAUGGACAUGCAGAAGGCCAAUCAGAUUGCUUUACUAACUCUUCAUUGGAGCAUCAUUGGAGCUCUGUCCUCAAGACCACUGCAAAAACAUCUGUCUUCAGGAAACUUGUCCUUAGUCUGUUAGCUUUGCCCUGUCCACCACUUGAAGCUGGGAAAGUCUUUGCUCAGGCAGUGGAGAAUGGGGACAUAAGCAAAUUAGAUGUCCAGGUGGCGGACAGUGACUCUGAUAGUCUCCAUUCAUCCUCAGAGGUCUCCAGCACGAAGAAAUCAACUGUCAGAACUGAGAGGAAAAAGAGGACAUCAAAGAUGAGUGACCAUUCAGUCUCAGUGAAGCCAUGCACGGUGCGACUGCAGAAGAUAACCAAUAAGACAGUGUUGAAAAUAAACAACGACGAUGAUCAAGUCUUUACUGAAGAUGAUGUAGUCUGGACCAAGGGGACCAAAAACAAUGGAGGACAAGCUGUAUCAAGCAUCCCAAAACCAAGUCCCAAGCCUGGAAAGAGAUUUCAAAUGUACAAGGAUGGAAGGGGUUUUAGUGUUGGACAGCUGGUAUGGGGGAAGGUGAAGGGUUUCUCAUGGUGGCCUGGUCUUGUGGUGGCCUGGAAGACAAAGACAUCUCCCAAAUUUAUGAGACGGGUGGAAUGGUUUGGAGAUGGCAUGUAUUCCGAGAUUUACACAGAGAGGCUUUUGCCUUUUAGAGAAUUUGCAAAGUGCUUCUGCAGCAAAUCUUUUGCUAGUCUGCCCACUUACAAAGAUGCCAUUUACCAAGUUCUCGAGUUGGCAGGUGAGCGUUGUUCAAAGACCUUUGCAUCCUCAGGGAACAAAGAGGGAGAGAUAAAGGCUAUGCUGGACUGGGCUUUUGGGGGAUUUUUACCCACAGGCCCUGAGGGAUUUUCACCUCAAGACAAUUAUGAUUCAUCUGUCAACCAAAAGGCUGAGUUGUCAGACUCCUCUAUAUAUGAUUAUCAACCUCCAGCUAAAAGAAAAUAUGUUUACAAAGCCAGACCUUCCACAACUCAGGAGUACACAAGAGAGCAAAUGGUUCGUGAAGUUUCAGAAAAAGGGAAAAAAAUUGAAGAUUUCUGCCUCUCAUGUGGUUCUGCAAACGUGGAGAUAUUCCAUCCACUCUUUGAGGGGAGCCUUUGUUUAAAAUGCAAGGAGAAUUUUACAGAGACUUUAUUUAGGUAUGAUGAAGAUGGAUAUCAGUCUUACUGCACUAUCUGCUGUGCUGGACUGGAGGUCAUUCUGUGUGGCAAUGCCAGCUGCUGCAGGUGUUAUUGUAAAGACUGUCUUAAUGUUCUGGUUGGACCAGAGACAUUUGAUAAGUUGACAGAUGUAGAUCCAUGGAGCUGCUAUAUUUGUCUACCCCCUAACAAAUAUGGUGUGCUGAAGCUCAGACAAGACUGGAGUGUGCGUGUUCAGGAGUUCUUCGCCAAUAACAGUGCUUUUGAAUUUGAACCACACAGAGUUUACCCCUCAAUUCCCGCUCACCAGCGCCGGCCUAUAAAGGUUUUAUCCCUCUUUGAUGGAAUUGCCACAGGCUACCUUGUUCUAAAAGAUCUAGGGUUUAAGGUGGAGCGUUACAUUGCUUCUGAGAUCUGUGAGGACUCCAUUGCUGUAGGUAUGGUCAAGCAUGAAGGAAAGAUUGAAUAUGUCAAUGACGUGCGAACCAUCACUAGGAAACAUCUGGCAGAAUGGGGACCGUUUGACCUUCUGAUUGGUGGCAGUCCCUGUAAUGAUCUGUCCAUGGUGAACCCAGCCAGAAAAGGACUUUUUGAGGGCACAGGCAGACUGUUCUUUGAGUACUACCGUAUGCUAACUAUGAUGAGGCCCAAAGAAGUUGAUGACCGCCCGUUCUUCUGGCUCUUUGAGAAUGUGGUGGCCAUGAGCGCACAUGAUAAAGCUGACAUUUGUCGAUUCUUGGAGUGUAAUCCGAUCCUGAUUGAUGCUGUGAAAGUGAGUCCUGCCCACAGAGCUCGCUACUUCUGGGGUAAUCUACCUGGAAUGAACAGACCACUGUCUAUAUCACUUAGCGACAGAGUAGAGCUUCAGGACUGCCUGGAAGUCGGUCGGGUUGCUCAGUUUAAUAAAGUCCGUACCAUCACAACAAAAUCUAAUUCGAUUAAGCAAGGGAAAAUGGGGCCUCUUCCUGUUACCAUGAAUGGAAAGGAGGAUUACCUUUGGUGUACAGAGAUGGAAAGUGUAUUUGGCUUCCCUAAGCAUUACACUGAUGUCAAUAACAUGGGUCGAGGCCAGAGGCAGAAAGUUCUGGGACGUUCUUGGAGUGUUCCUGUGAUUCGUCACUUAUUUGCACCACUGAAGGAUUACUUUGCAUGCGAAUCUUAGGUAUCCUCUCCUUUAACAACUUUGAGAUUCAAAAGAAUAGAAAAAGUUGGAUUGUGUAAUUUUCUACCUGCAACCCUAAAGUCAAUGUUUCUUAACAGUUUUUUUAAUUAAUGAUUUUUUGGUGCUUUUAAUGAGUUUUAUGGUGCUUUGCAAACUUUGACCUCACUGAAAAUCUGUUUUAUGGCACACCUUUUCUGUUUUAAAGUGAUCACUGAUCACCUUUUCAGCUUGGUCAGAAUGCACAGACACUUUUGGUUCUAUUUUCUACAUCUUAUGUACUGUUGAUCGAGUUUUGUUGUUAAUGACAUUGUUGUGCUAGAGAGAGCCACUGAAACACCACCCCCACUACCUCAGUUAUAAAAUGUGACUGGUGCAUUGUCUGGAGAAAUGCUGUUUGCCUAUUUAUAUGUAAUGAAUGACAGUGAGUUGGGCUUAUUGGCACUCAUAAUAUUACAUAAACUUAUCUGGUCAGGAGUUUACUUAUCUUUUCAUUUUUCUUAAUCUAAUUAUCAAAACUGUCAGUUUAACUUAUGUCAUCAUGCAUUUUUCUUAUACCAUUUCUGUCACAGUUUAGAUAUUCAUUUUACACUACAAUCACUGGUUCCCUUGACAGCAUUUUAAUGAACUUAUAUAAUAUUUUUAAUUAAUUACUUACAUAAAAUCAUAUAAUUUUUAUAGUACAAAUCCCAAAGCAGAUUUGAAUAUGAAUUUUGAACAAAAAUCUAACCAUAAAUUGAAUAAGCCUCAGCCUUUUUAAUUUGUCAGCUUUACUUUUUGAUCUUCAUGCAAGUAUACCAGUUUUCUUGAAAUUUAAGUAAUAUAAUCACGAUGAAAAGACAACUUCCAAAAAUAAAUUAAGUGCCUACAACAAGACAGUUAAUAUUUUAUACAUGACUACAGUGAUUCCUGAGUACAUUUUAAUAUGACUACCAUUAUCGUUGUAUUUUGAAUCAAGUCACAUUAACAGUUUGUGCUUUGUCCGUAUUAAGAAAUGGCAAAAAAACAAUUUUUGAAGACACAACUGUCCCAUCAUCAGUGAGGUGCUAUAAAUGUAGGUGGUCAUAUUUACCCAGGAAGAUCGAGGUGCUAACAACGCAGCAUUUGCUUGGUGCGUGGUGCUUAGUCUGUGGAAGCUGUAGAUUUAGUAUUUAUUCUGUAUACAAAAUUAUAAUAAUCAGUUACUCUUUACUGACAUUUCAUUUAAUUCAGUUAGAGCAAUGCAUCAUAACAAUUAAACAACUUGCUGGGUUCACCUUUGAAACAAAAUUUAAAAUGAUGAUAAAAUGCAUAUGCAUUGAUGCAAGAUGCACAAGGUUUGACUAGCUUAGUGUUUUAGCAUAUUCACUUGUUAAUUCUUUAAUGUAACAUGUGAAAUGUGUAACUUUUUAUAGCAUAGUAAAUGUUUUAGCAUUUUAGAAUUACAAAAAACUAUUUAAACCAGUAGGUCCUAUGUCCAUGGAGAACACUUUAGAACAGACUAUUGUUUUUAUUGACAAAUCAAUUGUUGCUCAUGAUUUUUGAUUAGUUGCCUUUUUAUUUUCUUUCGAUUUAUUUUAGUGCUGAACUUUUCUCAUGAACUGUGUGAGUGUUUAUGUUACCAACAACAGUAGGUGGUCUUUGCUGUACAAGUUAGGUAUGGCCUCCGAAGUGUCAAGCGGAAAAGACGUACACGUAUGUAACUUGGUGCUCCACUAAGCUUGAACGAUGUGAUGUAACUGCCAACUAAUAAAUUGUUUCAACAUUCUGUUUAAAUCA